Cercocebus atys (sooty mangabey) is the source of this 2538-nucleotide messenger RNA. It is a transcript of the gene EREG, whose product is annotated as epiregulin. The record is from RefSeq and is a predicted model, not a curated record. The transcript is spliced from 5 exons. Lineage: Eukaryota; Metazoa; Chordata; Mammalia; Primates; Cercopithecidae. Gene Ontology annotation, biological process: epidermal growth factor receptor signaling pathway; positive regulation of cell population proliferation; positive regulation of mitotic nuclear division. The coding region runs from base 372 to 881 and encodes 169 amino acids.
GUAGUCCCGGACCAAUCGGAAGGACAUUUUUUCAUUCCUCAACCACUACUCUCAGGUGCUCCAGGGAGGGAGGAUGACUUCCGGAUAGUCCUCCUGUCACUCCUCCCUCGGACCAAUUAUGAAACUCCGGGCACUCUUGACCUCACCCCGUUAGGGCCCGGGAGGGGUUCCCUAGUAUAAAGUUCGCAGCACCGGACAGUUGAGCUCACUUGCCUGAUAUUUCCAGUGUCAGAGGGACACGGCCAACGUGUGGCCCCUUCUAGGCUGUCAGCCGCGCUCUAGCCACUGCAGCGAGCCGGUCUGCUCCUGCCCUGCCCGUGCGCUCCCCGCAGCCGCCCUCCGCCCAGCCCCAGCGCCCGCGCCUGUCGUCGAUGCCCGCGGGGAGGAGGAUGGAGAUGCUCUCUGCUGGCAGGGUUCCUGCGCUGCUGCUCUGCCUGGGUUUCCAUCUUCUACAGGCAGUCCUCAGUACAACUGUGAUUCCAUCAUGUAUCCCAGGAGAGUCCAGUGAUAACUGCACAGCUUUAGUUCAGACAGAAGACAAUCCACGUGUGGCUCAAGUGUCAAUAACAAAGUGUAACUCUGACAUGAAUGGCUACUGUUUGCAUGGACAGUGCAUCUACCUGGUGGACAUGAGUCAAAAUUACUGCAGGUGUGAAGUGGGUUAUACUGGUGUCCGAUGUGAACAUUUCUAUUUAACCGUCCACCAACCUUUAAGCAAAGAAUAUGUGGCUUUGACCGUGAUUCUUAUUAUUUUGUUUCUUAUCAUAGUUGUCGGUUCCACAUAUUAUUUCUGCAGAUGGUACAGGAAUCGAAAAAGUAAAGAACCAAAGAAGGAAUAUGAGAGAGUUACCUCAGGGGAUCCAGAGUUGCCGCAAGUCUGAAUGGAGCUGUCAAACUUAUGGAUAACAAGUUUGACAGGGAUAUGGCAGGGAUAACAGUGUGCCUGGUUAAUAUUAAUAUUCCCACUUUGUUAAUAAUAUUUAUGUUGGGUCAAGUGUUAGGUCAAUAACACUGUAUUUUAAUAUACUUGAAAAAUAUUUUUAUUUUUGUUCUAUUGUUGACAGACUAUCUGCUAAUGUAUAAUGUGCAGAAAAUAUUUAAUAUCAAAAGAAAAUUGAUACUUUUAUAAAAGUAAUUUCCUGAGCUAAAUGCUUCAUUGAAAGCUUCAAAGUUUAUAUGCCUGGUGCACAGUGCUUAGAAGUAAGCAAUUCCCAGGUCAUAGCUCAAGAAUUGUUAGCAAAUGACAGAUUUCUGUAAGCCUAUAUAUAUAGUCAAAUGAUUUAGUAAGUAUUUUUUUUCCUACUCAAAUCAAUGAUAAUUGGUUUGACUGUACCAGGGUUUGAUAUGUUAGUUGGCACCACGGUGUCACAUAUUAAAACAGUAAUGCAAUUGGAAUUUGGGAAAAGCAAAUAUAGGUCCUAUGUUAAACACUACACAUUUGAAACAAGCUAACUCUGGGGACUCUGGUCUCUUCACUCAGGUCUCAGCUAUAACUGUUAUAUGAGGGGCAGUGGACCGUUCCCUAUGCCAACUCAUGACUCCUACAUGUACUAGUCACCCAUCUACCAGAUUCUGCCUAUGUAAAAUGAAUUGAAAAACAAUUUUCUGUAAUAUUUUAUUUAAGUAGUGGGCAUUUCAUAGCUUCAUGAUAUUCCUUUUUUUGUAUAUUACAACAUUUAUGUGAGGUAAUUAUUGCUCGAUAGACAAUUAGAAAAAAGUCCAUACUUGAAGCCUAAAUUUGUGUUUCUUUUUAGGAUAUUUCUUUUUAUAGGUACUUUGCUGAAUUCUAACAUUAAAUCACAGUCCAAAAUUUGAUGGACUAUUAUUUUAAAGUAUAUGAAGACAAUAAUUCUACAUGUUGUCUUAAGACAUGCUGUCUUUUAUUCAAGAAAGUUUUAACUUUAAAACAGCUCAGUAAAUGGCUUCUUCUAGAAUGUAAAGUUAUGUAUUUAAAGUUGUAUCUUGACAUAGGAAAUGGGAAAAAACUUAAAAAUUGACAUAGUGUAUUUUUCCAAAUGAAAAUCUCAAUUGAAAGCAUUUAAAAUGUAGAAACUUAAACACACCUUCCUGUGGAGGCCGAGGUGAAAACUAGGGGUCAUUUUUCUGACAUUUGUUUAUUUUUUGGAAGAGACAAAGAUUUCUUCUGCACUCUGAGCCCAUAAAUCUCAGUGAGUUAAUAGGAGUAUUUUUGGGCUAUUGCAUAAGGAGCCACUGCUGCCACCACCUUUGGAUUUUAUGGGAGGCUGCUUCAUCGAAUGCUAAACCUUUGAGUAGAGUCUCCCUGGAUCACAUACCAGGUCAGGGAGGAUCUGUUCUUCCUCCACUUUUAUCCUGGCAUGUGCUAGGGCAAUGAAGACAUAAUAAGCCAUGGUUGACCUCUGGAGCACCAGAUGCCAGGACUUGUCUCCAUGUGUAUCCAUGCAUUAUAUACCCUGGUGCAAGGGAUCACACGACUAAAGUCAUCUAAAGUCCUGGCCCUGCCCUUACUAUUAGGAAAAUAAACACAAAAACAUAUAUUCACAUACAUAUUGUAUAUAU